This is a messenger RNA of Priapulus caudatus, 1286 nucleotides long. RefSeq names its product bifunctional heparan sulfate N-deacetylase/N-sulfotransferase-like. The transcript is spliced from 3 exons. Gene Ontology annotation, molecular function: heparan sulfate N-sulfotransferase activity; hydrolase activity. The record is from RefSeq and is a predicted model, not a curated record. Lineage: Eukaryota; Metazoa; Priapulida; Priapulimorpha; Priapulimorphida; Priapulidae. The coding region runs from base 171 to 1286 and encodes 371 amino acids.
CGAAAGUACUUGCAUCGGCAACCUACAGAUGGCAGCGACGUCAGCCCGUCGCCGCAGCACCGGUGCAACAUGAUCCGGCAGCUCGCCGUGUACUUUAAGGAUUUCGGGUGAAACAUGUUGUUUGUGAGCGCCGAUCGUGGCGCCACCUACGUUUGAGCGGUGGUGAACGGAUGUGGCCGCGCAGCUACGUGUGCGCGCCACUCAAGAUGGCGUGCCGCCUCAACAAGCGAACGUCUGUGGCGCGGCUGCUCGCGGCUGCACUCAUCGUCGGCAUUGCCGUGCCGCUGCUGCUGUACCACGUGUCCGGCAGCCGCCUGCGCUGGACCCGCACACGCAGCCCCGAGCCGCCAUUCCUCUGCCACCAGGAGGCGCCGACGCGGCCGCGGGCAGCCAACGAGCACGCGACGGGGGCGGGGCGGCCGCGGGUCGACGCCCGUGUGCUCCUGUUCGUCGAGACGCCGCUCUCGGAGCUCGGACGCGAACUGCGCGCGCUGCUAGACUGGAACCGCAUUCGCUACCGCGCGGAGGUUGCCGGUCGCGGCGCGCUGCCCGCGCUCACCAGCGCAGACAGGGGGCGCUACGCCGUGUUCGUGUUCGAGAGUGCCGAGCGCUACCUGGCGAUGGAGCGCUGGAACCGUGACAUCGUGAACAUGUACUGCCGCGAGUACGACGUCGGCGUUGUGUUGUUCGCCACGGGGGCGGCGGCAAGCGAACCGCGCCGCGGCGUCGAACUGCAGGGGUUCCCGAUGUUCGCUACGACGGGCGUGCCGCUGAGAGACUACGAGUUGAACGGCUACUCCAGCGUGCUGCGCGUGCUGCGCGCGGGGGAGACGCACCGUGGCCGCCUCCCCGCGCGAUGGACAACGUUCAACGCCAACCACUCGACGUACGAGACGGUGGCGCACGCGCGCGCCGCGUGGACGGACGACGCAGAGGGCGCCGGCGGCGGCGAGAUGCGCGCGGUCGUCGUCGAGGACAAGGGCUUCUUUGAUGGGAUUCGGCGCGUCUGGUUCGGUCAGGGAUUCGGGUUCUGGCUUCACCGGCCGCUGCUGCUCGACGCUCUCUCCUUCCUCUCUCAUGGCAAGCUGUCAAUCACACUCGACAGGUACAUGCUCGUUGAUAUUGAUGACAUUUUCGUCGGCGAAAAAAGCAGGAGGAUGACCCGGGAAGAUGUGAAGCCUCCCGUUGCCGGCGGCGACGGCGGUGUUAGGGAUGCAGCGAUCGUAAGCAAAUUGCAUCGCUGCGUCUCGCGGCAGACGAAGAAGUCACGGCGCGACCUCCGCUAG